AUGAGCCUUUCCACCUCGUCUAAUUCAAAGGGAAAGGCAAAGGUCAAGCUUGAUGAGGAGGAAGAGAAGGUCAGGAUCGCCAACGCAGACGAGAGAGCUGCGAGCAUGAAUGAAAAAUUCCUGAACAAUGAAGCGGAUUACAAAAAGGUACUGAUGAGGGCGAGGCAAGUUAUACUCGAGGCGCACGGACGGCUGCGUUCGGGGGACACAGCCCAGCGCAAGCGAGACUCUGCCAGUCUGAAGAGAUAUGUCGAAAUGAUCUUGGACACGGCUAUUCCGUGGUGCAGCGCCGACAUGAACAACAAAGAGCACAACUGGGAAAAGAUCUACUUUUAUGAGUUUCACUCAAGCUCAGGGCGUCCCAAGGUUCUGAGCGAAGAAUCGAGACGCCUAGUCGAGAUCAUCUAUGGCUUACUGGAAGGCGACAGGGACUCUUUCCCCAAAGGGUCACUGAGAGAAUAUCAGCUCAGAGGACAGGCGUGGAGAUUCGCGACCCGUACUGAGACCCCAGUUGUGCUCGAAUGA
Molecule: messenger RNA, 525 nt
Organism: Filobasidium floriforme
Lineage: Eukaryota; Fungi; Basidiomycota; Tremellomycetes; Filobasidiales; Filobasidiaceae
Exons: 1
Coding region: 1-525 (174 amino acids)
Source: RefSeq, a predicted model, not a curated record